AUGGGCUCAAGCAGUCAAAUCAAAGAAUUUUUCAAAAAUCAAACUGUUUUUUUAACGGGCGGUUCGGGGUUCUUGGGCAAAAUUUUGAUCGAAAAAUUACUACGGGAAUGUGAAGACAUAAAAAAAAUUUACGUCCUGAUACGUCCCAAAAAGGAGAAAACCCCAGAGCAACGAUUUCAAGAUCUUUUCAGCUAUCCGUGUUUCGACUUGCUGAAAUCGAAACAUAUAAAUCCUUUGCAAAAAGUUUCCUUGGUUCAUGGCGACUGUAAUGAGCCUUUUUUGGGGCUGACUGAGCAAGAUGUUGCCAUUUUAUUAAAAGAAACAACAUGCGUCAUCCAUGCUGCAGCUAAUGUUAAAUUUGAUCAACCUCUUAAAGAAGCCGCUUAUUAUGUUAGAGCAACAAGAGAUUUGCUAGAAUUAGCGAAGAAAAUGCUAAAUUUAAGAGUUUUUGUUUUUGUUUCGACUGCGUUUUCCAACUGUGUUCACUCUCAUAUCACAGAACAAUUCUAUGAGCCACCAAUGAAACCGGAAAAGUUGUUGCAGCUAGUGGAUAUUCUCGACGAUGACACUUUGCAGGCUAUUACUCCUCAGUUCCUAAACACAUGGCCAAACACCUAUGUUUACACUAAAAGUAUCUCAGAAAAUCUUAUCAAAACAAUAGGUGCAGAUUUGCCAAUAACUAUUGUGCGUCCGGCUAUUGUCAUCAGCACCAUAGCCGAACCCAUGCCGGGAUGGAUCGACAAUUUUUAUGGAGUGGUUGGGAUCAGUGCGGGUGCCGCCUUGGGUGUCAUCAGAUCCAUGAACGCCAACCCAAACUCUCGGGCACAGUUGGUACCGGUGGAUUAUGUAUCCAAUUGUGUUUUGGCUGCCGCUUGGAAAAGAGAGAAUUCCGUCACAACAACAAUUUACAAUUUUGUUGGGCACGAAAACAAUCAAAUCACAUGGGGACAAUAUAUGAAAGUUAUAGAGCAACAGGGUUGGAAAGUUCCAUCCGAGAAAGUCUUGUGGUACUUUUGGUUUAAGGUUAGGAAAAACAGGCUUUGGCAUAAAUUUUGUGUUUUCUUUCUACACACAGUGACAGCAUAUAUGGUAGAUUUUGUUCUUUUGUGUCUAAGAAGACCUACACUGGCGGUAGAGAAAUAUCGACGACUGAAUACCACACUGGAUCUGCUUGCUUAUUUUGGCAUGAAAAGUUGGAAAUUUGAUGAUCGUAAUGUUAUGGAGUUGUGGAAUGAUAUGAACGAUGCAGACAAAAUACAGUUUUGUUUCAAUAUGGAAAAUAUUGAUUUUAUAGAUUAUGGGUAUCAUCUUGUAAGGGGUGCGAGAAGUUACUUAUUCAACGAAUCGCUAGACACCAUUCCAAAAGCGGAAAGAAGACUAAGGGUUUUAUGUGUCGCGCAUUAUACUCUCCUAGGAGUAUUUUGAAUGAUUUUGGAAAAGCCCUCCGCUCAGCUACAAGUGCUAAUUAGAACAAAAUGUAACGAAAACAUUGAGACUAGAAAUC
This is a messenger RNA of Zophobas morio, 1504 nucleotides long. Its product is annotated as fatty acyl-CoA reductase wat-like. The record is from RefSeq and is a predicted model, not a curated record. Gene Ontology annotation, molecular function: alcohol-forming very long-chain fatty acyl-CoA reductase (NADP+) activity. Gene Ontology annotation, biological process: long-chain fatty-acyl-CoA metabolic process. Gene Ontology annotation, cellular component: peroxisome. NCBI's taxonomy places the organism in Eukaryota, Metazoa, Arthropoda, Insecta, Coleoptera, Tenebrionidae. Bases 1 to 1425 code for a protein of 474 amino acids. The transcript is spliced from 8 exons.